AUGUCAGCUGGAACUGUUGUUAUAACGGGAGGAAUUCUCGCCGGGGUGAUACUGCUGUGCAUCAUAGCAGUGCUCUGUUACUGUAGACUUCAGUAUUACUGCUGCAAGAAGAAUGAUUCCGAGGUGGACGUCGGCUCCGUGGUGGGGGGGGACGCCCACUCUCAUUUCGCCUGCAACGCGUGCAGCGCCCUGGCAAUGGACGGCGCGGCCGUCACCCCCGUCUCCCUGGGUCAGCUGGACACGGGGCCCGCCUCCAGCUACUGUCCCACAUGCUCGCCGCGCUACCUCCGCCCCGGCCUCACGGAUGACAUGCGCAACGGAGGGGAGCGGCUGGGCUUCCACACCUAUUACGAGAACCCGUCUGUUGCUCUCCCCCUGUCGGGCAACCCACAAUGCCCCGCCCCUCUGAGUUACUACAGCCCCACGGACAUGUUCCCUCCUCCCCCGCGCCCCUACAGCACCCAGGUCUGA
Messenger RNA from Lampris incognitus (smalleye Pacific opah), 471 nucleotides. RefSeq names its product protein FAM163A-like. NCBI's taxonomy places the organism in Eukaryota, Metazoa, Chordata, Actinopteri, Lampriformes, Lampridae. Bases 1 to 471 code for a protein of 156 amino acids. The record is from RefSeq and is a predicted model, not a curated record. The transcript is spliced from 2 exons.